AGAUCUGUGUUGUGGUCGCCGGCAGUGAUCAUUGAUGGCCAACAAUAUGCACAACAAUAACAACUAUCCGGACAUUAAGAAGUGCUGCGAAGGCGUGUUGAGGGGUUUGGAGGCCACGGCCGCCGACAUGAGACACCUGAUGACUGGUCUUAUGGUACGGAUCAAUGAGUUGGAGGAGAGGGUGCGGACGCUAUCCGACAAUAAUCAGACACUGAUGGCCGACAACCAGGCGCUGACGGAUGAGGUGCAGUCACUUCAGACGGAGAACCUAUGUAUGGCUGAAGACCGGGAAAUGAUGCGCAAAGAGUUGCGUGAAGUCCGUCACGAGAACGACCUCUUGAGCGAUGAACGCCGUAAUUGGGAACAAACGAGUUCGCCGUUCGCCCGACAUGUGGCCUCUGCCGUCGAACAAUUUAUGCUCAAAGAGAGACCCAAUUCUAUGCAAACGUUUGGCUCUUAUAACCAAAUGGAUGGCCAAAGACUGCCCGCCGAAGAGUUGGAGACCUAUCACAGCACCCGAGGUAUCGUCACAUCGAAUCCGACCAGUAAUGAGACCUUCUUUGACGCGCGCUCGUCAUCGCAACGCUCGUCGGCCGUCGCGAACGCUAUUUAUAAUUGUUUGCCAAUGAAUGCGAUUCCUUCUGUUAUGACAGCACAAGAACAGCACAAACUUAACCAAACGCUGGUAUCGUUGGCCACGGCUUCCUCGCAAUCGUUUGGCUUCGACGUCAACGACAACUUAAAGCUGAAGUUAGUUCGGGUGCCGCUUAACCGCGCGGUUCCCGUCUAUGUUGCUUACGUGCGGUCGCCGUCUGACUUCUGGCUCCACAUCGACUUAAGCGAUGUGAUUGCAUAUUCACAUGUGAUUCAAGUGAAACAGGGGGAGCUCGUGGAGAGGGGAACGGCUCGUCUGACUACUGCCGACGUGGAGAUAGGCAUGUAUUGCGCGGCCGUGUAUUCAGUGGACGGGGACUGGUAUAGGGCUCAGGUCAUUGACAUCCACUACGAGAACGAUAUCGAGAAGGACUCGAUUCGCACGAUUCGCGUCCAGUUUAUCGAUUGGGGUAACUGUGAAGAGGUUCCGCUCGCGAAAGUGAUGCGACUGUCGGUGGAGUUAACCAAACGAAAGCAAGCGGUUCAGUGCCAUAUUCAAGGCAUUGGACUCGAGACACACCAAUGGGAUAAGGAAUCCGUUACUAAAUUCCGUGAAGCGAUGGAAAAGGCGAAGAAAUUGUCGGCCACUUUCUUAAAGGCUAGAAAAUUAGACGAAAGACUCGACAGUUUGAUAUAUCCCGUCGAUGUGUUGAUAAUCAAAGACACCGGAGAGACCGAGAAUGUCGUCGAUUACGUGACACUUCCUCUAUAUGUUGAGCCCGAAGACACUGAACCCGGAAUUGAAAACAAUGUGUCAGAAGAGUGCGACCGGACUCUCGUUGCUUCCAAUUCGGGUCCGGAUGUGGUCUCUAAU
This is a messenger RNA of Medioppia subpectinata, 1468 nucleotides long. The record is from the annotation of a GenBank genome assembly. NCBI's taxonomy places the organism in Eukaryota, Metazoa, Arthropoda, Arachnida, Sarcoptiformes, Oppiidae.